CCAUAACCCUAUGAAAAGCAGGAGGGUGGGAACAUCCUGUUAGAUUUAUAUAAAAGAGGAAUGAUAAACUGGAACACAGGACUGGUACACAGUCAAAGCGCAGAGAUUACUUCCUUCUUUACAGCACUCUCCAACACUGAAGAAUAAUGAAGACUCUGGUCCUGGCUCUGGUUUUUGCCUUGAUGCUGAUGAGUGGUUCUGCUCUGAAAUGCAACAACUGUGUUCCACUUAGUGGAACCAGAUGUACUAACAAGAUUGAAACCUGCGGCUAUAAAAAAGAUGCCUGUAUCUCCGCCCGAUUCACCAUCUACCCCUAUUCCUACUUCAGGAGAUGCAUCUCAAUGUCAGACUGCUUCCUUCUACAGUCCAUUUCUAGCAUUGUAGCCCGAUGCUGUCAGACGGACCUCUGCAAUUAAGAAAAUGAAGUAUCAUAAACAUACCUGAUCUAAGAGAUGAUCUUUUCAUUAUUACUUUGCUUUUCUAUCCUUUUUACUUUCCAGCUAUAUAUUUAGAAACAUCAUCAGUGCGCUCGGUUCUGUAACUGAAUCUGUUUUAACUUGAUAAAGCCUGACACUCUUGUACUGAGGAGAUGCAUUUUAAAUAAAGUCUAUUCAGCAGCAA
Hemibagrus wyckioides is the source of this 621-nucleotide messenger RNA. RefSeq names its product CD59 glycoprotein-like. Lineage: Eukaryota; Metazoa; Chordata; Actinopteri; Siluriformes; Bagridae. The coding region runs from base 147 to 416 and encodes 89 amino acids. The record is from RefSeq and is a predicted model, not a curated record. The transcript has 4 exons.